AUUAAACCACAUAUCCUGCACAAAACACAGACGUCUGGUUGGAUUUUAAUCUGCUGCCACAGUAAAAGCAAUUCUCCAAAACAAACGCUAGACGUCAGUAGAAUAAUUUCCAGAGUUUUUUUUUUUUUACUCCUCCUGUUUUCCGGGAGAUAAAGUGAAACUACAGCUGGGGGUUGACUCCACACUGUCCCGCUUUAGUUUGCGGCUUAACCAUCGGGUCUUUUCUGCAAACUGUCAGGAUUCCCUCUAACAUGCACAGGAGUUAUUUGAUAAAACUGAAGGUUGCUGUGUUGAUGCCAGCAGCUGCCACCUGAUACUUGUUAGCUUUUCUGUGGAGUUUUCACUCAUCCAGGUUAAAGGUUUAAGGAUGUCAGCUGUUAAGAUGACAGAGGGGAGUGUGCUGGUGGAGGGCUGCAAAGCGUCGCUGUUCUACAGACAGAGCGAACCUGCCACAGGGGAAGUCAGGAUGUCAGUUCUGCUCCUUCAUGGCAUCCGAUUCUCAUCAGAGAACUGGCUCAACAUCGGGACUCUAGAGAUUCUGGCCAAAGCUGGCUGCCGUGCAGUCGCCAUCGAUCUGCCAGGACUCGGUCAAUCUAAGUCAGCAGAGGCCCCGGCACCGGUGGGAGAACUGGCACCUGCAGGUUUCCUGAGGGAGGUUUGUGAGAACCUGAACCUGAGCCCUGUGGUGGUGAUCAGUCCGUCCCUCAGUGGGAUGUACUCCCUCCCCUUCCUCAUCCAGCACCAGGCUCUGGUACGAGGAUACGUCCCUGUAGCUCCCAUCUGCACCGAAAAAUUCACAGCAGAGCAGUACCAGAGUGUAAAGGUCCCAUCGCUGAUCAUUUACGGUGACCAGGACACUCAGCUCGGAGAGCUGUCGCUCCGCAACCUGAGCAAUCUGACCAAUCAUAGAGUGGUGGUGAUGAAAGGAGCAGGUCAUCCCUGUUACCUGGACGACCCCGACACUUGGCACAAAGCUCUCAUAGAUUUCUUUAACAUUCUGUGAAUCAGCCGAAACACUCAGCACAUAAAUGACUCAGAGGACCCACACAAACGAACCAGCUGUUUGUUCGUGAGAAAUGUAGACCAAAAACAUCCUCCUGCAUGACCUGAUUGUGACUCUUUAAUAGUGUCAAUAAUGAAACUGUAAAUCAAGUCUCUUUUUAAUGAUAAGAAGCAGAUGAGGCUCAGACUUUUAAAGGAAAAGUUUGGGAGAUAUGCUUACUGGGCAACGUGUCCCAACUUUGAACUUGAACUUUUCUUUUUAAUACCACAAGAUGUAUAUUUGUGCAAAUGUAUAUUGUAGAUUACAACUGAUAGAGUUAUGAUUAUGCUUUAUGAUUUAUUCUUUUAUAUAUUUUAUAUUUUCAAUUUAACAGAUUAACAUAAAUAAAGCUGCAGCUGCAUCUGGCUGAAAAACCAAACACCACACGCUGAAAUGAAGUGAAAAAUAUGAACAUUAUUUAAUAACUGAUUCUCUGUAAUAAACAAUUUGAAAAUA
Toxotes jaculatrix (banded archerfish) is the source of this 1498-nucleotide messenger RNA. It is a transcript of the gene abhd14b, whose product is annotated as abhydrolase domain containing 14B. The transcript has 5 exons. Lineage: Eukaryota; Metazoa; Chordata; Actinopteri; Toxotidae. Gene Ontology annotation, cellular component: cytoplasm. The coding region runs from base 368 to 1003 and encodes 211 amino acids. The record is from RefSeq and is a predicted model, not a curated record.